Galeopterus variegatus (Sunda flying lemur) is the source of this 1516-nucleotide messenger RNA. RefSeq names its product N(alpha)-acetyltransferase 11, NatA catalytic subunit (gene NAA11). The transcript is spliced from 2 exons. Gene Ontology annotation, biological process: N-terminal peptidyl-glutamic acid acetylation. NCBI's taxonomy places the organism in Eukaryota, Metazoa, Chordata, Mammalia, Dermoptera, Cynocephalidae. Gene Ontology annotation, molecular function: protein N-terminal-serine acetyltransferase activity; protein-N-terminal-glutamate acetyltransferase activity. The coding region runs from base 30 to 821 and encodes 263 amino acids. Gene Ontology annotation, cellular component: NatA complex. The record is from RefSeq and is a predicted model, not a curated record.
GUCCGACCGGCUCCCCACCAGCCGCCGAUAUGAACAUCCGCAAUGCUCGGCCAGACGACCUGAUGAACAUGCAGCACUGCAACCUUCUUUGCCUUCCCGAGAACUACCAGAUGAAAUACUAUUUCUAUCAUGGCCUUUCCUGGCCCCAGCUCUCCUACAUUGCUGAGGAUGAAGACGGGAAGAUUGUGGGCUAUGUUUUGGCCAAAAUGGAGGAGGACCCAGAUGAUGUCCCUCAUGGCCAUAUCACCUCACUGGCCGUGAAGCGUUCACACCGGCGCCUCGGCCUGGCCCAGAAGCUGAUGGACCAGGCCUCCACCGCCAUGAUAGAGAACUUUAGCGCCAAAUACGUGUCUCUGCAUGUCAGGAAGAGUAACCGGGCAGCUUUGCACCUCUAUUCUAAAACCCUCAACUUUCAAGUUAGUGAAGUGGAACCCAAAUACUACGCAGAUGGGGAAGAUGCUUAUGCUAUGAAGCGGGAUCUCUCACAGAUGGCAGAUGAGCUGGGAUGGCAGCUGGAGCUGAAAGAGAAGGGCAAGUAUGUGGUGCUGGGCUCCAAGGAGAACCAGGAGACUCAGGGCAGCACACUUCCUGGUUCUGAAGAGGCCUGUCAGCAGGAGAACCCGGUUGCCAGUUCUAGUGGCAUUGACAGCAAGGAACCCAGCGAGUCUACGGAGAGCUCCGGUGCACAGGACAGCACAGAAGACUCAGAUUCCACCUCCGAGAUCCUGCUCGAGGUCUCACAGAAAGGAAAUAUAACUUAUAGAACCGGAAACAUUGCAUCUAACUUAUCAAGAGCUAAAAAGGCCUCUCAUUUGAGUUGAAGCUUUCUUUGGAGUGGAGUAGGAUGGAAUACAACUUGAAGAUGGCAAGAAAAUGUAUCUCAGUUUCUCUACUUUUAAAAUAGGUUCUUUGGGGGUAAAUCUCAGUCUUUCAAUGUUUUCCUUUCUCCUUUUUCUCCUGACAGAAAGAGCCUUUAGGUGUAAGGAGAGGUUCGUGUGUCCUUAUUACAGGAAGGAGAGAGAGACCCAGAUCUGUGUGUUGUUCUUUGUGCUGUCAUCUGAAUUCUCAGUGACUUCCAUGGAGAUGUAUCUAGUCCAAAUGGGUUACUGGGUACCUUGUUGUUGAUCUGUUGCUGAGGUCAUUGUUUAAGUCAAUAUUCAGCUCUUUUAGAAUGGUCAGAGCCUAUAGCCCUCCCUUGCUCACCUACUGUCUCGUCACUUGUUAACAGCAUUGCAGGUCCUUGUGUCUCAGCCACAUCUAUCCUCUGAACUCUGGCUUAGCCUGUCUGCUCUGCAGCAUCUGCUCUGGGGACAUCCCGCAGUGACCCAAAUGGCUUCUCACUCUCGACUCUCAACAACCACCUUUUACAUACCCUACCGAGAUCAUGAAGGAAUAUCUGGAUACGAGAGCCUGCUGCGCAAGAGUCGGAGAAGUUUGAGGCCUGCCUUAUAGAACCUUCCUUGGCCUACUUAUGCCAUACCCCAAUUUUAUUCUACUGUAGUGGUCCUGGGUUGGA